AAUGGCGGAUGCACGUAUUCCAAAAAAUUUCAAGAAAAGUGCUCAUAUUUUCAUUGAAUUUGUUGUAAUUAUCUCAUUAUUUCAUGUUCAAAUUAUGUAUGUUGAAUCGAAAGUACAUGAAGCAACUGAACAAAUGAACAGAUCUGAAAAUGGAAGGGCUCAUCGACCGUUAUCCACUUCAAAACCGCUGAUCAAUCAUUUGUCCACGACAAACAACCUGUUGAAGACCAGACUCGUCCCAGACUUCGAUUUGGCUGAUACAGGUUUAGUCUCGUCCUCUCCUGCACUUGAACGUGUGGAAACUUGGUGCAAAGCCUACAUGAAUGCAUAUUCUAUAGCGGCAGCAACUUUCUUUGGGUGUGCCAUUCGUAAUGCCAGGCCAUUGACAUUUUGUGAGAACUGCGUCCAGGAUUACGAAAAAGUCAUUAAUCUCAUGACGGAGAUUGUCAACCAGGAUAAAGUCCGUCCAGCUGACCCUGAUAGUAUGCCACCAGGCUCCUGUAUGAAUAGCUUGCUCAGCUCUGACACUAUCAAUAUUGUUGGAACUACGAAUGACUUCAUCAACCAACUCUGGAAAGAUUCUUAUUGUGAUGAUUGCUUUAAUCAUAAACUUGUCAAUGGUACAGUCGAAUAUGAUGUUGCCAACUCCACACUUGAAUUCGAACGCAAGUACAAUGAGACGUCCCACUGCAUUGAAAAUUUUAUCGAGACACCUGUUGAAGGUAUUAGAACUAAUACAGAAUUCAAUCGAACCGCCUGUGAUACAUGUUUAGACUUGUAUGAUGAACUGAAUGACUAUUAUGCCGAACUGAAGCAUCAUGGUGGGAUAUGUAUGGAUAUAGUUGAUACUAUGAAUUACACCAGAAAUCUGUGGAGUAAGAAAUUCAAAUGCACAUACCAACAAAAGGACCUUGCUGCUGUUCUCACAGUAACCGGGGUGUUUUGUCUCCUGCCUAUAGUAUUCUAUUCAGCCGCAAAACUUCACAGUGCUCAACCACACAUGAAAAUAUUGAAGCAGAGAAGAAUGAGCAAAUCCCAGAGUACUCGGGCACUAAAGUCCCCCCUGCGCUCUACCUCUGAUGUUUCAAGUCAACCUACAAUCUUACUGUCAUCCGAGGAUGAACAGACAAAUGUCGAAGUACAUGAACAGACAAGGACUCGAAAUGAAAAUGCUGAUGAAACAGGAGGAGACCCAAAAGACGAGGCAACUGCAUCAGCAAGUUCUGAGGAUAAACCAAAGGUGGCGUUUGAUAUAUAGACUUAGUCUCAUGUACUGCAUCCACUCAUUUAAGUGAGCCAUUAGUCCCAAAUGAAUGUGAUGAUGACUUAAAACUGUACUGCAGCUUACUUAAUUAGGAGGCUACAUUAUCACAUUGUGAUAGUUUUGCUUGUAAUGAAUAUAUAUUUCCAAUUUUUUUCUGGUGAUUCUUUUCUCCAACAUAUAGCAAGUCAGUUGGAAUAUUUACUAAUCUUCUAGUUUCUUUCUUCUUGCAUUUUAGUUGGUUGCAGUGAGUGGCAACAAGGGGUGUUGAUUAAGACCUUCUCAUGAAUAUAGUGUGCUGUACCAUAAACCACAUUAUAUUGGUAAAAAAUUACACAAAUUACCUUUUAGCACCAAACUUUAUAUUUUGCGUAUGUACAUAUAUAAUGUAUGUAUGGUAAUGUAUUCAUGAAGUUAUAUAUUGCAGGUCAGGUCAGGGCAGAUUACAACCUCAGGCCUUUCGAUUACAUCAUUUUCACACCGCUAUACGGUGUAGGAAAUUUGGCAUGUCCCCAAAUUAGGCCCUAAAAAAUGUCCCCAAAAUAGAAAAAAAAACAAAAAGUUUUUUUUUUUAAGGGUUAAUUUGACCCCCUGAAGCGUUUUUUGACACCUUAAAUGACCAAAUCUCAUCCUAAAUGGCCUAAUUUGAUACUUUUCAUCCUAAAAUUAUGAGUUUUCAGGUGCAUGUGACAAUGUCAGUCAAUAAGGACGUCGAUGUUCAGGCAAAUUGGCACGACGAAAUGUCCCCAAAUUAAGCUCAAAAGAAAAAAAAACAUGUCCCCAAAAAAGGCUAAAAAAAUACAGGGUGUAGAGGUCUCCAUGUAAUUGAAAGGACUGAACCUCUGCAAAAAUGUUCCAGGUUCCAGUAACUCUUUCCUUCAUCCCUCUGACAGUGAUAAAUGAACUUGGAUAAUAUGUUUUGUGCCAUCAAUAUCGAUCUAAAAUUCAUCUCGCUUGUCAGUCUUUGAGAUGAUCAAGUUGACACUCAGAGGUGUUUUACCCUCCAUUUCCUAAAAGCUAGCUAUUGGUCUGUAUGACCGCUUUGUGGUGCCCAGUGAGUGAGGGGACUGAGGGGGAGAAGGUUGAUGUAAAUAUGUUAUGCUCUCCUCCAUUGCACAAAUUGUACUUAGAUUUUAAAUAUUUGUUAAAUUUUAUGGCAUGUAUUAUGAUAUGAGAACCUUUUAAAAGAAUGUGGUGUGAUAUUUGAUUACAUUC
Lineus longissimus is the source of this 2476-nucleotide messenger RNA. Its product is annotated as osteopetrosis-associated transmembrane protein 1-like. Bases 2 to 1258 code for a protein of 418 amino acids. Gene Ontology annotation, cellular component: cytosol. The transcript is spliced from 6 exons. Lineage: Eukaryota; Metazoa; Nemertea; Pilidiophora; Heteronemertea; Lineidae. The record is from RefSeq and is a predicted model, not a curated record.